Messenger RNA from Pochonia chlamydosporia 170, 618 nucleotides. Its product is annotated as proteasome A-type and B-type. NCBI's taxonomy places the organism in Eukaryota, Fungi, Ascomycota, Sordariomycetes, Hypocreales, Clavicipitaceae. The transcript is spliced from 4 exons. Bases 1 to 618 code for a protein of 205 amino acids. The record is from RefSeq and is a predicted model, not a curated record. Gene Ontology annotation, cellular component: proteasome core complex, beta-subunit complex; proteasome core complex. Gene Ontology annotation, biological process: proteasome-mediated ubiquitin-dependent protein catabolic process.
AUGUCAUCCCCCUUCUCCAUCAACGGCGGCGCCUGCGUCGCCAUGGUCGGCAAGGACUGCGUCGCCAUAGCCUGCGAUCUCCGCCUCGGCCUCCAAGCCCUCACCGUCUCCAACAACUUCCCCAAGAUCUUCCAAUACGGCGACGUAUUCCUCGGCCUGACCGGUCUCGCCACGGACGUCAGCACCGUCGCCGACCUCUUCCGCUACAAGGUCAACAUGUAUCGCCUCCGCGAGGAGCGAGCCAUCGCCCCCCGAACCUUUGCCAACCUCGUCUCGUCGUCCCUCUACGAGCGCCGCUUCGGUCCUUACUUCGUGUCGCCCGUCGUUGCGGGGCUGGAUCCCAAGACCGGAAAGCCGUUCAUCUGUGGCUUCGAUAGUAUAGGCUGUAUCGACUUUGCCAAGGACUUUAUUGUUUCGGGCACCGCUUCGGAGCAGUUGUUUGGCAUGUGUGAGGGUUUGUGGGAGCCCGAUAUGGGCCCUGAUGCUCUUUUCGAAACCAUCUCUCAAUCUCUAUUGAACGCCGUUGACAGAGACGCCCUUUCCGGCUGGGGCGCACACGUGUACAUCAUUGAGAAGGACAAGGUUACCAAGAGAUUACUAAAGGGUAGACAAGACUAA